Messenger RNA from Lotus japonicus, 1718 nucleotides. Its product is annotated as dehydration-responsive element-binding protein 2C-like. The transcript is spliced from 2 exons. Gene Ontology annotation, molecular function: DNA-binding transcription factor activity; transcription cis-regulatory region binding. Gene Ontology annotation, cellular component: nucleus. NCBI's taxonomy places the organism in Eukaryota, Viridiplantae, Streptophyta, Magnoliopsida, Fabales, Fabaceae. The record is from RefSeq and is a predicted model, not a curated record. Gene Ontology annotation, biological process: positive regulation of DNA-templated transcription; response to stress. The coding region runs from base 177 to 1358 and encodes 393 amino acids.
CUGAAACCACUCGAGAGUGAAAGAGAAAGAGAAAGAGAGACAGAACAACACUGAAAAAACACAGAAACGAAGAAAGGUGAACGAAGAAGAAGAAAACCCUAGCUUCUCUUGCAAGUCGCAAAUUCAAUUUCAUCGAGUUCGUGUUAGCAGAUUGUGAUUUGAUUGUUGAAGUUGUCAUGGGAGUUUAUGACCAAGCUUUGGUGGAUUCCUCAAGAAAGAGGAAGAGCAGGAGUAGGCGAGAUGGGCCUCAAUCUGUGGCGGAGAAAUUAGCGAAGUGGAAGGAGUACAAUGAGAGUCUUUACUCAGGUAAGGUUGAAGGUAAACCGAAGCGAAAAGCGCCUGCGAAGGGUUCAAAGAAAGGGUGUAUGAAAGGUAAAGGAGGGCCUGAAAACUAUCAGUGUAACUACAGGGGUGUGAGGCAGAGGACAUGGGGGAAGUGGGUUGGUGAGAUUAGGGAGCCUAAUAGAGGGAGCAGGCUUUGGUUAGGUACUUUUCCUACUGCACAGGAAGCUGCUCUUGCUUAUGAUGAAGCUGCUAGGGUCAUGUAUGGUCCUUGCGCCCGCCUCAAUUUUCCUCACAUCGCGGAUUAUAGUUCUAUCAGAGAGUCAUUGAAGGGGUCUUCAUUGGCUGCUGGUGGUGUAAGCUGUUCUUGUUCCUCCGCAGCUACGCCGGCUACCUCUGAUACGACUACUGUAUCUAAUCGGUCUGAGGUUUGUGCGGCGGAGGAUGUUAAGGUGAAACCUCGAGGUUUAAGUAUGAAUGGAACUGUCAGCGGUUGUCAUAAUAGGGAUUAUGAACAUACCUCACCAACUAGUAAGAUGAAGCAAGAGCCUAAGGAUGAGCCGGCGGACCCGAUAGAACAUAGGGCUGUGGAAAUUCAAGAUGUCAAGCCAUUGGGAGUACAAUGUGCGGGGUUGGUUGCCGAGGAUGUAAAUAAAGAUAAGAUGGAUUUGUCAUGGAUUGAUAACUUUGAUUUAAGUAAUGGUGAUUACAUGAACAGCUACUCCAUGGAUGAGUUUUUUCGAGUGGAUGAACUUUUGGGGCAUAUGGACAACGAUCCAAUUGAUGGUUCUGGGUUGAUGCAAGGUUUGGAUUUUGGACUGGAUUUUACUGGAGAUAGUAAUCCUCAGGUGGAGACGCCUUCGAGCUUCUUCUAUCAACUGCAGAAUCCAGAUGCCAAGCUGCUGGGAAGUUUGCCUCAUAUGGAUCAGAUACCAUCUGAUGUUGACUAUGGGUUAGACUUCUUGAAAACUGAAGAGCCAGGGAACUAUAAUGGUGGAGGAGCGGAAGAGCCACAGUUUUUUAAUUUGGAUUAUGAUGUGAACCCUGCUUCUAAGGGAAUGCAAGAAAAGAACUAGAGUAGAGAAGGCUUCAUCCACAAGUCUUGCUAGAGAGGAUAUGCUUUACUUUGUCAACUGGCUCAAGGCUUUUAAUCUGUGUCCUGGGUUUGGUUCCUUUAGGUAUAGGUGCAUAAAAAAAUACAACAGUUGUCUCUUUCUUAAGUUCUUUUGGUUUAUGCUAAUUCUCUAUAUGUUUUUUUUUAGAAAAAGGGAGAAUUUAGCUGACAACAUUUGUUAAUUUUUUCUUUCAAGUUACUGUUUUCUGGGUCCAAACUGUAUAGUCGUUUGUAGAUCUAAUACAGCAAUUUUGAGCACUGAUCUUGACAAAAGUUUCUUGUUAUAUAUGAGGAAAAACUAGUAUACCAAUAAUUGCUGACA